AUGUUGUCAACUAUAUGGACCUGGGCUCUCCUCUGCGGUGUUGCUGCUGUGCUCGCCUAUCACCGAUCAGUCUCCAAACUAUCUGGAAUCCCCUUGGUUGGAUUCGAAGUGAAAGACCCGAAACAACGGAAAGACCAAUACACCUUCAAUGCUCCCGGUAUUGUGCAGAGAGGAUAUGAAAAGUUCAAAGACAGAAUAUUUGGCGUAGAUACCGCAGAUGGUAUCAAACUCAUCUUUCCGCAUCAAUAUGUGGACGAGAUCUCGAAACAACCAGGGCUUAGCUUCCAAAAUUCCCUUGACGAAGACUUACUGAUUAACUACACGUACAUGGGCGGGUUGAAGCAAUUUGCAUUGUCUACUUUCAAGCGGGAAAUAACACCUCAUCUUCCCAUAUUCAUUCCGGACUUCAUUUCACUUAUCGACGGUUUUAUCCCCAACGCGCUUGAAGUUCCCAAGUCUGAAGAAUGGACUCCGGUCAACAUCUAUCCGAAAAUGCUUCGCAUGCUUGGCAUACUUACGGCAAGAGUCAUGAUUGAUAGCGAUGCCCCUCACAACGAGACUUGGGUUACUCUUACCACCGAGUAUCUACACGCAGGGGUCACACACGCGCAUGCUUUGAAGUUCUGGCACCCGAUGCUGAGGCUGCUCGUUCACCGAUUCGUGCCAGGAUACGCUGAGGUUCAGAGGCAACUCAACCUUGGGAGGUCGAUAGUUGUCGACGCAAUCCGCAAAGUAGAAGAGCGUGAGGAGAACGGAGUACCGGAGCCUCAACCGACGAGUGUGCUCUACCAUAUGUCUCGCAAAGCACCAGGCACUUCUUCCGCGGUCAUCGAUAUGCAUCUCAAGGAGCAAUUGAAUCUUGCUGUCGGGGGAAUACACACAACUUCAGCCGUCCUCACUCAGGCGCUAUUUGAGCUUUCUGCGCAUCCGAAUUAUGUUCCAGAGUUGAGAAAGGAAAUCAUUGACACUUUAGUCAAGUUUGAUGGAGAAUUUUCAAAAGCAGCUUUGUGGGACAUGCACAAGUUGGACAGUUUCAUUCGCGAGACUCACCGUUUGAGCUCGCCGAACUUGACAACUCUACAGAGACGGGCUACCGAGGAUGUCACUCUUUCCGACGGUACCUUCAUCCCGAGUGGAACGAAGCUCGAGUUUCCAACUUUCGCCAUCCACCGUGAUAGCGAAUUCUUCGACAACGCUGCCGAGUUCGACGGCUUCAGAUUCUUGAAAUUGCGCCAGGAACAUGAUAAAGAUGGCGGAAAGCAUCACUACGUCAGCGCUCGUAAGGAUAUGCUGGGCUGGGGGCUAGGCAAGACGGCAUGUCCUGGCCGAUUCCUGGCCGACAUUGAGAUCAAGCUGAUCGUUGCAUUCAUCCUGAUGAAUUACGACAUCAAGAAUCCAGAUGGCCAAGGCAGACAUUCGCAUGUCCAUUUUGAGAAUCAGGUUUUCCCUGAUCCUGUCAACCCGGUCCUAAUGAAGAGGAUUCGGCGAGAGGAUAUCGAUGAAAAUGGGCUCAUUAGAGAGUAG
Colletotrichum godetiae is the source of this 1524-nucleotide messenger RNA. Its product is annotated as cytochrome P450. Gene Ontology annotation, molecular function: monooxygenase activity; oxidoreductase activity, acting on paired donors, with incorporation or reduction of molecular oxygen; heme binding. Bases 1 to 1524 code for a protein of 507 amino acids. The transcript is spliced from 8 exons. Lineage: Eukaryota; Fungi; Ascomycota; Sordariomycetes; Glomerellales; Glomerellaceae. The record is from RefSeq and is a predicted model, not a curated record.